ACUCUCCCCACUGCUCAAUCAUUCAUGGAGAAAUAUCAAACAAUUUUUCUCUCAUUUUAUCUUCUCUUACUGUUUAUCAUCGAUGUUAAUGCGUCUACUGAAGAUAACGAGUUGACAAAACAUGAUCAUCAUAUCAAACAAAAGCUUUUUGUAUUUGGAGACUCUUAUGCUGACACUGGGAACAGUAGGAAACACACAGCGGUAUCAUGGAAACCGCCGUAUGGGAUUACUUUUCCCGGAAAACCGGCUGGCCGGUUCUCCGACGGCCGUGUCCUCACUGACUAUAUAGCUUCGUUUCUGGGCAUAAAAUCUCCGGUAGCGUACAGAGAGAUAAAGUGGAUAAAGAAAUGGAAAGUGAAUAAGUAUGGAAUGAACUUUGCAUUUGGAGGGACAGGAGUGUUUGAUACAAUGGAAAAGGAACCAAACAUGUCAACCCAAAUCAAUUUCUUCGAAGAUAUAUUACUUGAACGUAAUUUCUAUUCCAAACAAGACCUUAACUCUUCCGUGGCUUUAGUCUCUCUUGCUGGCAAUGACUAUGGUGCUUACCUUGCUAAAGGUGGCAAUAACAGCAUGGAGGGUUUGGCAAAUUUCACGACAUCAAUUAUUGACCAACUUGUUGGGAAUCUGAGGCGGAUACAAAGCUUGGGAGUGAGAAAAAUAGCAGUUACAGCACUAGAACCUCUUGGCUGUCUUCCCCCAUUCACAGCCUCUUCUUCAUUUCAAAAUUGUACUCAAAUUUUCAACUCCGUCUCUGAUUUUCACAACCAAAUGUUGCACCAAAAAUUGCAAGCUUUGAACAAUCAAAGCUACUCAUCGUCAUCAAAAUAUUUGCCCAUCUUAGUUCUGGAUCUCCAUAGCACCUUCCUGUCUGCAUUUAAGAAUUUACAGAAGAAUAUCACCACUACCGCAGGAAAUUUGUCAAUGGAAUCUCCAUUGAAGCCUUGUUGUGUGGGAAUAAGCAAAGAAUACUCAUGUGGGAGUUUUGAUGAAAAUGGGGCAAAGAAGUAUAUUGUAUGCAAGAAUCCUGAGUUAUCCUUUUUUUGGGACAUGAUUCACCCUUCUCAAAAUGGUUGGUCUGCAGUUUUUUCAGGGCUCAGAUCUUCUCUUCAUAAAUUAAUUUAGUAAUAUAAGUGCAAAUCAUUUUAAUAAUAGUUACUAUAUACAUUAUACACUUGGGGUUUCCAGUGUACGUAGUCCCUUCCGGGGACCUACAUUAAAUGGAAAUUUCGUGAGUGUAAGAGGAAAUUUGGACAUAAAACUGUAAUUUAUAUACUUGUUCAUCAAUGUUUAAUAUUAUUGCAAGAAAGGGACAAAUGAUCCCUAUACUUGGUACC
Molecule: messenger RNA, 1334 nt
Organism: Humulus lupulus (European hop)
Lineage: Eukaryota; Viridiplantae; Streptophyta; Magnoliopsida; Rosales; Cannabaceae
Product: GDSL esterase/lipase At5g03610-like
Exons: 5
Coding region: 25-1122 (365 amino acids)
Molecular function (GO): hydrolase activity, acting on ester bonds
Source: RefSeq, a predicted model, not a curated record